Messenger RNA from Trypanosoma cruzi, 1992 nucleotides. RefSeq lists its product as uncharacterized. The annotation marks the transcript as partial. Gene Ontology annotation, molecular function: protein binding. The record is from RefSeq and is a predicted model, not a curated record. NCBI's taxonomy places the organism in Eukaryota, Euglenozoa, Kinetoplastea, Trypanosomatida, Trypanosomatidae. The transcript has a single exon.
AUGAACACUGGAGCGCAAAAUAUAUUCUUAGACCAAGAUGGGCAGGGUGAGGACCGUGGCCCAUCCGCGUACGUCAAACGUUUUGGUGGUGAGAGGCCGCGUGAAAUGAAUGGUUUGUUGCCGGAUUCUCUGCCAUCACGCAGCAGCUAUGUGCAGUCACCAGAAAACACGCUGUGCAGCGGGAACGGGCCGCAACGGUCUUUAUUUGGCAUGCGGUUUGUUGGAAGUAGGGGAACGCCUGUCUCUAAACAGAAUUUUGGUCGCAAAGACAAGCGUCUCCUGCCGCUGAUGUGUCCAAAGGAUGAGGAAGCGUUCCUUCAAACUCUGCGAAAACCGACAUCGAGUGUGGAGUACCCCCAAAGGGAUGACGAUGGUGAUGAUGAUGACCCCAACGCCACAGAGGCCGUGGAUGAUGAUGCCAGUACGGUGCAGCAGGGAGGCUGGACGCAGCCUCUGGAAGAAAGGUUUUCUCUGGAUGAAUUACGGCGUCUUAUGUGUUUUUUCUCAGUGGAUGCGGACUAUUUUGAAAACGGCAUGUUAGGACCAAAAGCAGACGCUAAUCGUCGUCCUUUCAGCAGGAACAUCACGGGAAAGACUUUUAUGGUGAGGAACUGCUCUUCCUUGAGUAGACUGUCGGGGGGAGGCAAGAAGAUGGAGAAUACUGGACGGCAUUCCCAAGUUGAGGAAAGGGAAAAUUUGUGUGAAGAGCGCCCUCAGGAACAUUCCUCGGGUGUAUUUAUUGGACCACCUGGUGGUGCUUAUCAGCCGGUGCAAACAGAGGAAGAGCUUCAGCGUGCACUCUUUUCAUCUGAUGGGCUGAAUCAGGGUUCCGGGCACGAUGCGUACACACGUGUUUUAUCCGAACAGGAGUUUGCACAGGCGAUUAAAAUUGUUAUCCCCAGUGCCACGGAUGCGGAAAUUAUGGAUCUUAUGAGAAAGGUUGACUACGAAGCGAAGGGGUGCACAACUUGGGAUGAUUUCUCAACGUUUUUAGUCUCCCAAAGUCGUCACCGCUCCCAUCUUGCUAAUGGACCGAUUUCAGAGUUAUCCACAACACCUGAACCGAGCUAUUGCUUUUCGCGCUCGCAGCAUAUAACGGGAACUUGCAUGGAGGCGGACACACGGCGUAAACUCCUAUUAACCGGUGGGUCCGAAGGCACUGUACGGGCAUGGGACCUGGAGACUUUGACAAGCCGUGGAAUUGUCUUUGCAGGGGACUGUUGGGUUGUUGGUGUGCACUGGGCGAAUCAAAUUCAAAGUAUCCUUAUUGUAACAAUGGAUCGUAGGGUGAUUGUUCUGGAUUCGAAAACCCUGGAGGUAAAGCGCCUCUACCGUGGGCGUGCAUUAGUCGACACUAUUGAUGGAUACAUGUACGCCCAUGAUAGUGUACAGUCCGUCAAGGUGGGUGGAAAGAUCAAGGCAAAGGAAAAGCGGUUCGGUCCGAAAGGUGCGAGAGACUUGUUUGGAGCCGCCUCUACAAGUAGUAGUGGUGUUGGUGGGAGUCCAGUUGCCUAUCCUGUGAAACAGCACUCUAGUGAAUCUAAAAGAAAAAUGCCGGCUGCCGCAACAGCGUUAGCGCCACCCGGUACGGGUCCCUAUGUCCAGUGCCGUGUGGAGGAGUGCAUGCUUGCAGGUCUUGUGGAUUCCGUAUCUUGUUCACUUUUUCAUCAUUCUAUGCUGCGAGAAGAAGUGCUACUUAUCGCAACGGUAGUGGGUGAGGUUCGAUUCUAUGUGAUUCCAAAGGCUUUACGAAGGGUGGUCUCCCCGUAUGCGGUAGUCCGAUUGCAUGAAAAACGCAUCAACAAAAUGAGCAUCCUUUUUGAUAGUAAUGCCCUUUUAACGGCGUCUGAUGAUGGUGUAGUGAAAAUGACUUCCCUAGAUACAGGUGUACAUCUAAGAACUUUUUUUACUUCGGGAUCAGAACAGCACUCCGCCGUGCAUGAUUUUGCAGUGAAUACACAGCUGCGUCUGCUUGUAACUGUGGGCCCGGAA